Messenger RNA from Hypoxylon trugodes, 1381 nucleotides. RefSeq lists its product as uncharacterized. Lineage: Eukaryota; Fungi; Ascomycota; Sordariomycetes; Xylariales; Hypoxylaceae. The transcript has a single exon. The record is from RefSeq and is a predicted model, not a curated record. The coding region runs from base 87 to 1343 and encodes 418 amino acids.
CUUCGAAUCCUCAACAAUAAAGCAGAAGAUCUAAAAAAUACAUCCUUCCCUAUUAUAUAAAAGAUUCGCACCCAACGUCGGUGCCAAUGGCUACGUGGUACUUGCCAGAGAUUGUACGAAUUAUUUCCGAAUACGCAGAAAAACCUGACUUUGCAGCGCUAUGUCGCACCUCUCGCGGUCUUCACUACAUCGGAAAUGAAAUGCUAUACGAAUCAAUUACUUUAAACCUUCGAGAGAAAGGCCCUAAAUGGUUUCAUUUAUUGUGUCGGGCUCUACUUGGGAGCACGGGGUUUGACAUGUACGUCAGAAGGCUUCAUAUCGUGCUAUGCUACGAUACCCGCCACGGUUACGCUAAGCCAUCAUCUGAAGAAGUCUCGUCUCAACUUCAAACGCUUUCCAGCAUCAUCAGAAAAUGCAUAAACCUCCGGGCUAUUAAUGUCACCCGCGAAAGCACCGCAUCCCACAGUGCAAUCCAAGCCUUCGACCAAUCGCUCAUUCAUUCUUCUCAGCUACGAGAAAUUACAGUCCAAGUGCAAUAUACAGGGCUGGGCUUCUAUCCUUCCACGGGAGAGGUAGAUGUCAAUACUUCUCUGCUUCUCGACCUGCUCCAAUCUUCAUCCACCACAAGUCUUAACUUGUUAUUGGAGCAAGGCCCCGAAAGCCUCUUACAAAUUCCAAGCUACCCGACGAAUAAUAACGUCGUUAAGCUUAGUCUUAUUAGAUCUGGCUUGCAUAUGACUUCUCUUCAGAAGAUUUUAACUGCUGUUCCUAACCUUCAAGACUUGUCCCUUUCUUUUAUGUUUGAUGCGGAUCGCACCAUGCAUCAUAUUGGGUGUUUUUUGGACGGCGAAAAACUUGGUCGUGUACUGGCAACCGUCUCUUCUAGGCUAAGAAGCCUGCGGCUAGUUGCCCGUUUCUGCGCCCACACCGCAUACGAUGUGUCCCGGGGAACGGGAGAGCCAAACAGCUGGGGCCUUAUACACAACUGGUUUGGUUCCCUGAAUUCCUUCAAGAAGCUCAAGUCAUUGGAAAUGGACCCUACGCUGCUUUUAGGCUGGGACAGGAGUAAGGCUGACUGGAAUAAGCUGUCGGAUGUAUUGCCUGAAUCUCUUGAGUCUCUUUAUUUUAGGGACGAUUUCGAAGCAUGGGACUAUUCGCCGUGGAACGACGAGCUUUGGACACUGCACAAGCUGCUAAUUGACUAUCUAGACGAACCCCAGUCCAAGAUGCUCAAGAAGCUGAGAUUGACAGCCCCCAAUGGCUUGACCGAAACUCUCAACUCCAUGUGCAACGAUCGUAAAAUUCAUUUCAGCUGCGAUGAAUUCUGGCCCCCAAGUAGGUAGCUAACUACGAAUAUCAUUUUAUAUUAUCCGAACCCAAA